CCUCAACUUGUGGUUUUUGUACAGCAUUUUUCCGGGUGUUACAGUGUUACAGUGCUUGAAAAAUAUAAAUUGCAAAUUGCGAAUUGCAAAUCGUGUAAACACUUGGAAAAAAAUUGAUCACUCACAAUAUAACCGCGAAAAGAGUUUAUUCGUUUGUAUUUGCAAUGAAAGGCAGUUAAUGGUUCCUAGAUUUUCGUUGCCGACGUCGGAUCUCUUAGACAGAUUUAUUAAAACGGCGCAAUCGCCAGAAACCAGCUACGCUUCCCACUGUGCAGCAGACAUAAAUUAAUGAUUCGAUUUCUGCCGGUAUAAAUACAAAGCCGCCCAGUGUUUCAAAUCAAAUAGUUCCAAAUGGAGGAAAUAUCUAGUUCCGAUUCCUUUGGUGCUGACUCCAGUGCAAGGCCCGAAUCUGAAACCUCCAAAUUGGAUGAGGAACAGGAGAAAGCCACAACAACUGUGCAAGACACUCCAACAUCCCCGCCAGCCGAAGAAGACACAACCAUUGACAAUCCGACUGCUGAUGCGACUAACGUUGAAAAGCCUGCAGAGACAUCAAGUGGCCAAGUGGACGAGGAUUUUGAUCAAAUCUCCGAAGGUUCUUUGGACAUGGAUGAGAGCCAAUCUCAGGGCAAAACAGAUGCGGUCGCAAAUGAUGGUGAAGACAAGGAACAGCAGCAGGAUGCGGACACAGAGCCAGCUGCAGCUAAUCCAGAAGACUUAGAUGAAGAGGAGCCUCAGGCUGCAACAGAAGAAGAGCCGGAGGAGCACUGCAAUCUCGAUGCCAGCGGUGAUGCCGAUUCGCUGCAACAACGUGACGCCCUCGAGAGCGUCGAAGGAGAUGAGGAGGAUGCUGGUGAUAAUGAUGCCGUUGAUGGUGCACCGUCCACCUCAAUUGAGGCCAUGGACGUGGACGAUGCUGAAGCUGAGAGUGAGGCGACGGCACCAGCCAAAGCCGCAGACGAUGAGCAGGCUGACGAUGUGGAAAUGCGCUCAGAAGGCAACGAUUCUCGGCAAGAAGACGAAGGAGAUGCUGGCAAAGCCAUUGAUGAAUCAAAUGCGCCCUCAGAGGGCAGAGAUGAAGUGGAUAGAAUAGAGGAGCAGGAGCAAGACGUUUCGGCUGAAACUAGUGCAGCACAGGAGGACGAUGAGCGAGCUGAUGCUGAAGGCGAUGCAGAUCAGCUGGACGAUGCUGCAGAGACAGAGCAGUUAGAUGAUUCUGGCGAAGCUGAAGCAGAACAGUUGGAAGAUGCUGCAGAGGCAGAGCAUGGAGAUGAUACUGUGGAAAAUGUGUUGGAGCCCGAGGAGUCGGAUGUUUGUCUCAUACCCGACGAUCCCGAGACGGAGGUAACCGAGGCCGAAAAGGAGCAGGCACGUGAGAAUGCCGAAAAGGCGGCCGAAGAGGAAGAAGCCGCUGAACAAACACAAGCAGCAGCAGCCUCUUCCAAAUCCCCCGUUGCUGAGACAGACGAAGCAGCCGACGAACACAAUGAAAAGGUGGAUGGAGCAGACGAAGCGAAUGCUUCGACGUCGGACGAAGUGCCAAGAACGCCAAAUGCAGCUGCUCAAGCUGAUAAGUCAGCUGGAGGAAGUGUGUCAGCCUCAGAAGAUGCCAAAGCGGAUGCCGAGGCUAAUGACGAAGAUGCGCCAGAGGCCGAUGCUCCGGAUGCGGAUGAGCCAACGGCCGAGGAGGCAUCCAGUGCGGCCGCUGGCGAAGCAGGCGGAUCAGCCAAAAUCAUCAUCAGCUGGAUUGUUGCAAGCACUCACAAGUGUCGACAAUGUGAUGCCGAGAAAAGCUGCGGUUACCGCUUCAAAAAUUCAGAAGUAACAGCUAACGAGGAGGCGGAUGCGGACAACGAAGAAGCGGCAGAUGCAACAGCAGCAGCAGGAAGCUUUGAGUAUCUGUGUGAUCAGGCUUGCUGUGAUGCGCUGUUGGCCGAUCAGCCGGGCAAAUUCUUUUUGCGGCGCAAAAAGUUUCUGGUCGAGGAGGUCAGCAGUCAGCAAGAAGGACGCGGCGACGAUGAUGAACCAGCCGCUGACGCAGCUGAUGAGGAGACUCCAGCGACGGCUGAUGAAUCGGAAACAACGACGACAGGCAAACUUAAUGAUUGUCUGCAGUGCAAAGAGCAAAAGAAUUGCAAAUACUUUUUGCGCCAGGACCAGGACACGUUUUACAUAUGCAACGAUGAUUGCUACAAUCUGUUGAAUGCCGAGGAGCCGGAUAAAUUCAAAUUGAAGCGUCACUCGAUACGAGUACGAAAUAUUGGCGCAACCACGAUACGUUCGCCCAGCAAAAAACCCGAAUCCUCCAAUGUGGUGGCACGCACCAAUGCAGAAGCAGAAGCGGCGCGUCUCGAUCGCAUCGAAAGCUUUCGACGUCGCUGCGCCGACUGUGAGCAGGAGAUUAAUGUGAGCGAAAAGCAACUUAUCUGGGAGACGAUGGACUUUUGCAAUGAGAUCUGUUUGGGCAGCUAUCAGCGUUCCUUUGGCGGCAACUGUGAGACCUGCAAGCAGGAGGUGAGCUCCAUAGCGCUUGGCAAAUACUGUGUUCGUUUUGGCUUCGAGGUGCGACAAUUUUGCUGUGCCGCAUGUCUUAACACCUACAAGAAGGGCCUGAAGACGUGCUCGUGUUGCCAGAAGGACAUAAGCAGCGGUCAGGAGGGUUUCUUAGCGCCCGUGGGCGAUAAGGAUCAGUUCAAAGACUUCUGUUCGCAAGCCUGCCUGCGACGUUACGACAAUAUGUGCAAUCCCCGCAAGAAACUGCGCAACGAAAUGUGCGGCGUUUGCAACAAUGAAAAACCGGUGCGCGUGGAAAUGUUGCUGGACGAUAAGGAGCAUUAUUUCUGCUCGAAUCCCUGCUUCUCGGCGUUCAAGUUUGUCAGCAACGUGAAUGCGGAUCCCUGCGCCAUGUGUUGCAAAUACUUUGAACGCAAAACCGCCGAUGCAUACACCAUCUACAACACCGAUAGGCAUUCGCCGAAAAUGUUCUGCUCCCGGAUCUGCAUUAACGUGUACAUUAUCGUGAAUCGACAUAUUGUGUCGUGUCAAUGGUGCAAGGUGAAAAAGUACAAUUUCGAUAUGAUCUAUAAGGUGCAAGGAGAUGUGGAAACACUCACCUGCUCAAUCAAUUGCCUCACCAUGCAUGGCGUCAGUUGCAACAUUUCUGCUCGUGCCGUCACCAAGUGCGACAAUUGCAGCAACGCGAGCACUCCACAGUAUCACUUGACCAUGUCGGAUGCAUCGAUGCGCAAUUUUUGUACAUAUCAGUGUGUGAUGCAGUUUCAAAAUCAAUUUGCGCGCGCUCCUUUGACGCUAGACAGCGAUUUGCCAUCGACGUCAGCGAGCAAGUCAUCGCAGCAACAGUCGUCGCCGUCACGUGCCAGCAAUAAGAAUGCAGCACCGUUUCCCACUGGAUUGCCUAAGCGUGUCAAAUUAAAAUUAGCACAACCGUCCGGUGUUAAGAAUAAUGCCACGGCUGGCAAGAAGACAGCCGGCGGCACCGUUGUACCCGUCAUUUCGACGGUGCAAUCUUUGGCAAGCGGCGAAACGGAAGCGCGCAUUGGCAGUGUGACAGUACGCCGUAAACGUGGACGCAAGCCGGAUUCGCCGCCGCCACUGGCGAUGAGCAGCAUGGCAUCGCCCGCUACAUCCACAGUGGCCACCGGUGAGGUUCGCGGACGUGGACGACCGCGCAAGCACGUGGAUUAUAGCGUUGCUCGUUCACCAUCGCCUCCACGCAUGCUCAUGAGCAGCAGCGUACCGAGCAGCAACGAGUUCAACCCGCCGGCCAUCACAGAAACCAAGAUCAUUACGGUGCCGCCAUAUCCGAAGGCUGUGCGCAAUGUGAACAUCAGCUGUAAACCGAUGACCGUCUCCCAAGGGGAGCAGUGCACGCCGUCCGUGCGCGAUUGCGCAACACAAACGGAAAAGGAUUAUUCAAACAAGGUGCUGAUACCGGUGCCGGUGCCUAUAUUUGUUCCACAACCGAUGUACAUGUAUUCGGCACCGUUCCCGGUGCCCGUGCCCAUUCCGCUGCCAAUACCGGUGCCCAUCUUUAUACCAACAACACGCAACACCUCCCAGGGCAUAUUGAAAGAGAUUAAAAAGAUACAGGAUAAAAUGCCUGAGGAUCCGUUGGAAGCUGAGCUCCUGAUGAUGGCCGAAAUGGUGGCGGAGGAGAAACAUGAUUCAGAUUCCGAUUCGGACAAUGAAAUUAAACCGGAUCCAGGUCUAGUGACGAUGCAAUAUCAAAACAGUUUGGAGCAACAGCAGCAGCAGCAGCAACAACAACAGCAGCAACAAGUGGUUGACGUGAGUGCGGCCAGUCAUAAUCCCUAUGGUGAUGAUAUGCUGCAGAUCGCGCUUAAAAUGGCAACCGGCGACUAUGAUAAUCAUCAUCAGACCACAACAGUGGAUCUGGAGUCAACGAUGACAACCAACACGAUAUCAAAUCAAUCGCCAAUGGGUCAUGACAUGGGCCAAAUGGGAGUGCAUCAUCUGGACCAGCAACAUCACAUGCUGGAUGCGACGCAACGUUCACCGCGUGGUCGUAAACGAGGUGGUGGCAACAUUGCUGUUAUGGAUUCCCCAUCAAGGAACAGUCGGUCGCCCGUGAAGAGACAACGGGGUAGCGAAAUGGAUCACUCGGCGCUGCAGCAACAGUCACAGCAAGCGCAACAACCGCAGGAGAAGCCCGACGCACAAAUGUUCCUCAAGUACACGUUCGGUGUAAAUGCCUGGAAGCAGUGGGUGAUGACCAAGAAUGCGGACAUUGAGAAGAGUUCGAUGCGUCGUCGUCCGUUUAAAACGGAGCUGCUGCAAAUGACAGCUGACGAGUUAAAUUAUUCACUCUGCCUGUUUGUUAAGGAGGUGCGCAAACCCAAUGGCACCGAGUAUGCGCCCGACACCAUAUAUUAUCUUGUGCUGGGCAUUCAACAAUAUCUGUAUGUAAAUGGUCGCAUUGAUAACAUCUUCUAUGAUCCAUAUUAUGAACGCUUUACGGAGUGUUUGGACGAAGUGGCGCGAAAGUUUUCCGUACUCUACAAUGAUUCACAAUACAUUGUGACGCGCGUCGAGGAGGAGCAUUUGUGGGAAUGCAAGCAACUUGGUGCCCAUUCACCGCAUGUGCUGCUCAGCACGCUAAUGUUCUUCAAUACGAAGCAUUUCAAUUUAACUACCGUUGAGGAGCACAUGCAAUUAUCUUUCUCGCACAUUAUGAAGCAUUGGAAACGCUCAUCGCAGAACUCCAAAGUUCCCGGCACGCGGAACGUCUUGCUACGCUUCUAUCCACCGCAGGCGGGACUGGAUGCCAAUCCGCGCAAGAAAAAGGUCUAUGAACAGCAGGAAAACGAAGAGAAUCCACUGCGCUGUCCUGUGCGUUUAUACGAAUUCUAUCUAUCGAAAUGUCCGGAAAGUGUAAAGACGCGCAACGAUGUUUUCUACUUGCAACCAGAAAGAUCUUGUGUGCCCGAUUCACCCGUUUGGUACUCCACACAGGCGCUUAGCCAGGAUGCCCUACAGCGAAUGCUGCAUCGAGUGAAGAUGGUUAAGGAAAUCAACAUAGCGCUAUUGACAACUUAAUGUAUAGACCGACGAUACACGAGACAUUUACAAAAACAAAUUACAACUUUUGGUGCUAAGCACAAACUUGUUUGCGGGCAAAAUCACCAAACAUACAAAAAUUAAUGAAAAGCUUACAAGAAAACAAAAAUACCAGCUAUACUAAAAGAAGAGCGCCUGUAAAACGACUCCAAAAUUUUGAUGAUUUUUUCACUCAUUAUUUUUGGAAGUAGUAGAUACGUAAACCGUUAAUCAACUAAAUUAAUGAAUUGUUUAUAAAAAGAUACACAAAUUAAAUAUGUGCAAAAAUAAUAAUACCACAAUAUUAGGACUUGUAUAGAAUUAUGAAUUAAAAUGUAAUUUUACCGUAAAUCAUCUACAUUUAUCGAAGAUCACAUCUAACAAUCAGAAACUGCAUGCACAGACACACAUAAUACAUAAUUGAUUAGUUUUAGUUAAAUAAGUGCACAUCGACGAUGACGAUGACGAUUGAGUUUAGUCAUUUAUUUAGAAUGUUUAGUCAUAAGCUGGUAAGCAAAUUGAGCAAAUCACUGUCCAAGCUGGCAGCUCUAGGGGAAGAGUGGUGUGGAGUCGUUUUUGGGCGCACAUUGUAUGUAUAUUGAAUAUAAUCCUAAAUGAAAAAUAAACUAUACAGAUACAGUGUACAUAGAGCAUAACAACAAACAUGUAACAAUUUAGCCAUUGUCGCGCUGUUCUUCUAUAGGUGUUUUAUUUGUAAAAUGCUGUACUCCUUAAUUAACAAAUAAUUUUAAAUAUACAAUAUACAUGUAUUUUACAGCCUAUAUAUGCAAUUUUAUAAUAUUUCACACGGGUCCUUGGAAAUGUGGGGAUAACAGCAAAUAUUAAAAUAAGAUUUUUUUUGCGGUUAGUUGCAUUACAAAAUUUCCGUUUUUAUUGACAUUAAAUAUGCAGCAGUGUAAUUAAUACAUAAAUUACGAUUACAAGUUGUUAAAUUGAAACACCACUCAACAUGACUCAGUACAAAUAGUUCGAUACAAUAUUUUUGCUAUACCCAAACAAUUAACUUGGCCAUUGGAUAUUCUGUUGUUUGGUGCUUUUGGUUAUUAUGGGAUGAUGAUCUGAUCAAAUGGGGUGCAAGAAACGUGGUGGUGGCGACGGAGGAAAAAACUCUGGCGGCUGUGGUGAUACGCAGUGUCGCAACCCACAAGUUGCCACCCAUUGAGGAAGGCCAAAAACAAACUGUCUGAAGAUAAUUUGUUUCGGGAUAUUCUGUUGUUUGGUGUUUUUGGUUAGCUGCCAUCUAUUGGUCACGACGUUAUUAUGGGAUGAUGAUCUGAUCAGAUGGGGUGCAAGUAACGUGGU
This is a messenger RNA of Drosophila nasuta, 6900 nucleotides long. RefSeq names its product zinc finger protein without children (gene woc). The transcript is spliced from 12 exons. Bases 352 to 5577 code for a protein of 1741 amino acids. The record is from RefSeq and is a predicted model, not a curated record. Gene Ontology annotation, molecular function: zinc ion binding. NCBI's taxonomy places the organism in Eukaryota, Metazoa, Arthropoda, Insecta, Diptera, Drosophilidae.